UAGUCUAGGGAUUGCAGCGAUCGCUGUCGACAGCAUCAAAGAUUCAUAGCUUAGAUAAGAGUAUAAGCAAAUAUGGACUUGGUUUGUCUGGAGGACUUUGAGCAGCAGGCUGAGAGUAAGCUGGAAAAGACAGCAAGGGAUUACUAUAAAAGUGGAGCAGGAGAUCAGUUCACGCUUCGUCUGAAUCGCGAGGCAUUUAAAAGAUUACGAUUGCGUCCGCGUUGUCUGCGAGAUGUCUCCCAGCUGGAUAUUAGUUGUAAAAUAUUUGGUCAGCAGCUGAAGUGGCCACUGGGAAUCGCUCCAACAGCAAUGCAGAAGAUGGCGCAUCCGGAUGGGGAGAUUGGAAAUGCCCGCGCCGCUGGCAAAGCUGGUUCCAUCUUUAUUUUGAGCACUCUUUCCACCACUUCGCUGGAGGAUUUGUCGGCGGCUGCUCCCGACACUUACAAGUGGUUUCAGCUUUAUAUUUACAAGGAUCGAUCGCUGACCGAAAAGAUUGUUCGGCGGGCUGAGAAGGCAAACUUCAAGGCCCUUGUGCUGACCGUAGAUGCCCCCAUAUUUGGACACCGACGUGCCGAUGUGCGCAACAAGUUCAGUUUGCCAUCGCACCUGAGUUUGGCCAACUUCCAAGGCGAACAGGCGAACGGAGUUGUCACUGACGGUGGGUCGGGGAUUAACGAGUAUGUUGCCAGCCAAUUCGAUCCCAGCAUCACCUGGAAAGACAUUAACUGGCUGAAACAGCUCACACAGCUGCCAAUUGUCCUCAAGGGCAUCCUCACGGCAGAAGACGCCGUCUUGGCAAGGGAAUUUGGCUGUGCCGGCGUUAUUGUCUCCAACCAUGGGGCCCGCCAAAUUGACACCGUGCCAGCUUCCAUCGAAGCACUUCCGGAGGUGGUGAAAGCCGUGGGAAAUGAUCUGGUUGUUAUGCUAGACGGCGGCAUUAUGCAGGGAAAUGAUAUAUUCAAGGCCUUGGCUCUGGGUGCUAAAACUGUGUUCAUAGGUCGUCCGGCGGUCUAUGGUCUCGCCUAUAAUGGGCAGCAGGGCGUGGAGCAGGUGCUGGGUGUAUUAAGAAAAGAUUUUGAAAUUACUAUGGCCUUGACCGGUUGUCAAAAAUUAUCUGAUAUCCAAUCGUCACUGGUAGCGCACGAGUCGAUCUAUUCAAAACUGUAAAUGUGUAUACCGGUAAAAAUAAAAGAUUUUAGAUAUUAACCUUA
Molecule: messenger RNA, 1211 nt
Organism: Drosophila innubila
Lineage: Eukaryota; Metazoa; Arthropoda; Insecta; Diptera; Drosophilidae
Gene: Hao
Product: peroxisomal (S)-2-hydroxy-acid oxidase GLO3
Exons: 3
Coding region: 73-1167 (364 amino acids)
Molecular function (GO): FMN binding; oxidoreductase activity
Source: RefSeq, a predicted model, not a curated record